AUGUUUCUGGAUCUAGCCCUCACAAAUGGUGAUCAGAUACUGUUCUACAUCACUGCGUUGCCCUUCCUGUUCUGGGCUGGAGAGCUGCAGCUGGCGAGACAGCUGACAUCGUUCAUGGCGUUCUGCAUCUAUGUUGGGAAUGCUGUCAAGGAUGCCAUCAGUGCACCACGGCCCGACUGGAAGAAGGGGGUUCGUUUCGUCGGUGGCAGCGGCAGCGACGGUUCGUCGACAGAUGAUAUGGAGUACGGCUUGCCCAGCACCCAUACGAUCAACACGGUCUGUAUGUGGCUGUACAUCUUCUAUUUCUACGCAAGCUCCACAAGCUACGGUGAUGGGAUCUCGGUGUACUGGAACACGUGGAGGUCUUUGCACUUGCAGCUGAUACUUUGUCUCAUCCUCGCUUGGUGUGGUUUCGUCAUGUAUGGACGGCUGUACCUUGGGAUGCAUUCGCCCAUCGAUGUUGUUGUUGGCCUUGGUAUUGCCAUGCUGCUGCUGCACGUUUAUGUCACCGUGGACGAUUUCAUCGAUGCAUGGAUGACUGCGACGACUGCCUUCGUCCCGGCUUAUCAGUUGGCCUUCGCAGUGGUUUUAUGUUGGACGUAUCCACAAGGAUUACAGCGGACUCCUUCUUACAAUUACGCCGUGUACUUCACAGGUGUUUGCUUGGGAGUUGUCACAGGCGUGUGGCGCUGCCCACAUCACCAUAGCGUUACAGCAGCGGAGGCGAUCAAGGCAGUGCGAGGCCCGAUGGCCAGCGUUGGCGCUUUUUUCUUCGUAGGACGGCGCUUCUUGGUCGGGCUUCUGCUUGUGCUUGCCUUGCGGGCAGCAAGCAAGGAGAUCUUGAAGCUGUUGGUGCCGCGAAUUUUCCAUGUUUUUGGGGUCCCUUGCUCGGAUCACGAGUCGACCAAGAAUCCCAUCGGCUACAACGUUCUUACACCAAUGCGGCUCUUGAAUUAUGCCGUGGUGGGCUGGACCGUUGUGGAGCCGUGCUUCGAUCUGUUCGAGUGGCUCAGAAUAUGA
Messenger RNA from Symbiodinium natans, 1020 nucleotides. The record is from the annotation of a GenBank genome assembly. NCBI's taxonomy places the organism in Eukaryota, Dinophyceae, Suessiales, Symbiodiniaceae.